This is a messenger RNA of Oryzias latipes (Japanese medaka), 4045 nucleotides long. RefSeq lists its product as uncharacterized. Lineage: Eukaryota; Metazoa; Chordata; Actinopteri; Beloniformes; Adrianichthyidae. The record is from RefSeq and is a predicted model, not a curated record.
UAGCUAAUAAGAUGACCAGUAAUCCUCUGGGCUGAGGGGGCAGAGAUGUUGCCCUCUGUCUGUCACACAUGAAAAUACCACACAAUCGCACUUCACAACAAAAAGACACCAACAAAUGCUUGCAUCGGAUGGGGCCCUACAAAGGCGGAACAAAACACAGGGGAGAAAACUAAAAACUUCACCUGUGGCUGAUUAAGAAAAACUCCAAAGAAGCUCUAUCAAAGAACGUGGAGGAAGAGAAGAAGGAAUGCAGUGAAGAAGGAUAGUCACUAUUUAAAGACCGCUGCUUUGUGGCGGAGCAAAGGUCAAAACAGGACACGACUGGCCACACUUCAGGUUAACAGCGUUGUCAUGGAGAGAUCUUGUCGUCCUGCAUCUGAAAGCUACCCAUCAGCUUGUUUUUCAGUCCAAGCUGGGCAUGCGGGGGAUGAGGAUGACCAUGCCCCUAUCUUCUCCCUUUCUAAGAGUUCUGUGGAUGUUGUCAUGGCAACAGGCUCCCUCCACAAGCUGGACCCCACAUGGAGGAGACUGGACCUGAAGCGCAGCUCCAGCACUAACACUCACUCUGACCAGAACUCUGUAACAACUCUCCAGCAACUGCGCCAUCACAAAUGGAGACAGAACAACCGGUCAUUCACCACCCAAAACGAGGACCUGCUCAGUCCGCCGCCACUCAGUGGACGCUGGAUCUCCAACAUGAAUCGCUGGAGCGGGUGCAGCGGCAGCAUGCACAGCGGCAGCAGCACACCGGACACAGUAGUGUGGAAAGAUGAACCUUCGGGCCACAACAGUCCCAACCAGGAGGCCCCCAACUCCUCCGCACCCCACUCUCCCCAGUCCAAAAUCAAUUCUCCACCAUCCACACCCUCCCAUUUAGUCUUCCCAUUCCACACUCCCACUUUACCAGUCACAAACUGCUCAAUCUCCUCUUCCUCACCACUUAGACUAAGCACAGAAGAGCUACCUGGAUCCUCACCUUACCUUCAGCUGACCAGCGCAGAGAGUAGAGGAUCCUCUGAGAGGCUGGUGUUUCAGUUCCCCUCCCCCGUCCCAUCACCUGUUAGCUCAGCACAUGAAGACAUGUGUUCGGAUCCUGCAUCCUUUGUGGAUGGCACAAUAACAAGGCAAUCUACUCCUGAUGGUAGCCUCUUAUUGGAGGAGGAAAAAGCAAAAAGCUCUCAGGAAAUGUUGAGUAACUCAGAGACGAGUUCUCCUGUAGCAGGUCAGGAGAUUCCAAAAGAAACUUCCAGCUUUCAUCUUGUUGGGUCGCAGCAGGUGAAGCAAAGCAUUUCCACAGAACAAGGUUUCAAACUAUCAGUUGUUUCAUCCUUCAGUGACUCCCUGUUGAGUAGAAGGUGCAGCUUUAGAACCUGGGAUGCAACAACGGCAAAGUUAAAGCGCAACAGAGAGGAAGGAACAAUGACCUCCCAGCUUCAAAUGGUUGAGGCGGCGGUGCAGACAACCUCCCCUCUAGGUUCCUGGUGUGACCUCCGGAAAAGCAUGUCCCCUUCAAACACAAGCUCACACUCUAUCUUGGGGUCUCCUCCUGGAUCCCGAUUGAACCUGAGGUCCCCCGUGGGGUCUCACUCUAACCUGGUUUCCCCAUCGUCCAGUAUGUUUCCUGGAAGCAGCUGUGGAGAAAAGCAGAAGCAAGAGGAAAACCCAGAGUUGGACGCCACUUCUGUGUCUUCGCAUCAUCUCGAGAGGAAGAGAUCGUGUUUGAAGAUCCAGCCCGAGGGAAGAGAUGAGCUAGGGAGGAGGAGCAGCAUGAAGCAGGUUCAGUGGGAUGAAGAUGGACUGACAUGGGAUGUUUAUGGGGCAUCUCUAGACCCAGAAGAGCUGAGCUCAGUCAUACAGAAACAUCUGGAGCGCAAGAGCAGCUUCCAACCUGUGAAACGCUCUUCAAAGAAGAUGAGAGCACCAAAGCCUCCAGUUAUAGCAAAUCUGAUCACAACUAUGGCUCCUGACAUGAGUCCACCUGCUAUGAGCAUUAAGUGUAUGGUUGAUGGUGAAAGUGAAGACACAAUAGAGACGAUAGGAGCAGCAGAGUUGCAGCAAGGAGCAGAAUCUGAGAAAACAAUAGAAGCUCCUCGAAGGAGGAGCAGAGCUGAGAAAGACAACCCAAAGGACACAAAGGGGAAAGUUUGUGGAGAUCAGGUCUGCAAGUCACCUUCACAGGAGAGUGAGAACAGUAAGAAAAAGACAGUGAUCAAGUCUCUAAGGAGACCUCGGUGGUGUGGAAGCUCAAGAAAGACAGAUGAGUAAAGCUGUGGUCAAACUAUCUACCAUCCUGGAUUGAAACAAGCAUUGGAACAAAAUUACCUGAAACAGCUCUUGACCUCACAGCAAUCACAGCACAGUCCUUCUUCCCCCUGCUUCCUUAAUCAGCCAAAAAACAAGAAAAACUAUCAGUGAGAACAACUUUUCUUCCUGCAUUACUCAAAAGUCUACAAACAAAAAGGCUAAAACAACAAGUUUAUAUUUUACUUUUUAGAAUUUUACCCAUGCAUUAAGCUUGAGCGCCACUCUUUUGCUAUUCUCAGUUUUACCUCUAGGUGGAGCCAACAGUACUUUCCCACUAAAAUAAAUUAAACAAAGAAAAACCCUUACAGCGAGUCACCAGAAAUGGCAGAACCAUGGAAAACGGGUGCAGAAGAUUUCAGACACGAUGGGAAAUUGAGUAUUUCUUCAAAGAUAUCAGCAGAAAGUGUGUCUGUUGGUUUUGCAAAUAAUCUGUUGCAGUAAUGAAAGAGUAUAACAUCUGUCUGUAUUAUGAGAUCAAACAUUAGAGCAACACAUCGUAUAUCAGUGCCAAACGAACACAGAAAGUCAAGCACACAGUAGUGAGCCUGCAAGUUCAAUAACAACGUUUGUUCCGUGCCGAAAAAAUACAGGAGAAAAAACCACUGAAGCAAGGUAUGAAGUUGCUACAUUUAUAGCCCAGCACGGCAAACCGCUCUCAGACGGCGAUUUCACAAAGCAGUGCCUCAUCAAUCACAGACAUAAUGUACAGGAUUUCAACAACGAGAGUUUGUCCAGAAAUACAGUGGCUCUGUGAAUCAAGGACUCGUCUGGUAACUUUAAAGAUCAACUGAGAGACUAAAUUUGUACUUUUGAAUUUUACUUGAUUGCGUGUGACAAGAGCACAGAUGUCACAGACACCGCACAGCUGUUGACCUUUUUGAGAGGAGUUGAUGACAAUUUUUGCUGCUUGACAUGAUGAGCCUGAAAGGCUUGGUGACGGGCAAAGACAUUCUUGAAGCUGAGAUGGAAUUAAAGAGAUGGGACUACAAUCGAAGAAGCUAUGUGGAGCAACAGCGAAUGGAGCCCCGGCGAUGACAAGCAAGGAAUAGGAUCGAUGGUGUGCGCCAAAAUAAAAGAGACCGGAGGUGGGGCUGUUUCCAUGCACUGCAUUGUCCACCAACAAUCCCUGUGUGCUAAGACUAUCCAGAUGCAUGAUGUCAUGAGCACAGUUGUAAAAACUGUAAACAUAUUGACCCUUAGGUGACCCUCUUUGGCUGGUAGACCUGGCAUUUUUAGUGGAUUUUACCCGUCAUAGGAAUACACCCAACAAGAGACUGCAAGACAAUGAACGGCGGGUUCCACACCUCUGUGCCCACAUUUUUUGUGCAAAUCUCCGCCUGUUUGAGACACAACUACAAAACUCUAAUGCUGCACGCUUCCCCCUCACUGUCUGAAAUCAAGUCUAGUUUUCCAAAAGUUCUCUUUCCUGCCAAAAGGGAGAAAUAUGUGUCUGUGAUCGCAUCUCUCAUGACAGAAUUCAACUAGUGUUUCCAAGAUUAUUCUGGCUUUAAAAAAUAAAUCAAGCUGCUUUCUUAGUGGAUGGAGAAGAAGUGGAAGAGAAUCUACAGUUAGAACUUAUUGAAAUGCAGUGUGCCGAUUCUCUGCAGAGUCAACAUCAGCUUCUCUCGCUCCCUGACUUCUAUCAGAGUUUGGAUAAGGCCAAGUUUCCUCUGAUGAGACACCAUGCAAAAAGAAUGAUGAGCCUUUUUGACUCAACAUGCAUUUGUGUUGAAUCUGAACA